Xenia sp. Carnegie-2017 is the source of this 5271-nucleotide messenger RNA. Its product is annotated as transcription elongation factor SPT6-like. Gene Ontology annotation, biological process: transcription elongation-coupled chromatin remodeling; mRNA transcription by RNA polymerase II; nucleosome organization. The coding region runs from base 150 to 4922 and encodes 1590 amino acids. Gene Ontology annotation, molecular function: DNA binding; nucleosome binding; histone binding. The record is from RefSeq and is a predicted model, not a curated record. Gene Ontology annotation, cellular component: transcription elongation factor complex. The transcript has 29 exons. Lineage: Eukaryota; Metazoa; Cnidaria; Anthozoa; Malacalcyonacea; Xeniidae.
AUGGUCAAAACGAAGAGAAUCGGUCCCAGUCUCUUGUUGUGUGCGCGCGUUAUGUUGUUUGACUGAACUAAGUUUCCCUGCCAUUUUUUUUAUUUUCGAAUUUUAACUCACGUUUCUUGGAAAUAUACCUCUAAAUCCCCAAGAACAAAAUGUCAGACUUUUUUGAUAGUGAAGCAGAAGAGUCUGGAGAAGAAAUUGGAAGCGGUAGUGAAGAGGAUGUCGCUGAAGACGAAGAAAUUGCUCAGCAAGAAGAAACGACCGCCAUUGAUGAUGCCAAUGAUAUUAUAAAUGACGAUGACAGUGACGGUGAUGAAGAGGAUGAAGGGGAAGACAAUAUACGAACCCGCAAGAGAAAAGAUUUUCACGAUGCAGUGGAUGAGGAGGAUCUUGAUUUAAUCGAAGAGAAUCUUGGAAUUAAUUUGGAUCGAAGAAAAUAUAAGCGUUUGAAAAAACUCAAACCAAUUGACUCUGAUGAGGAAGAAGAUGACAGAGGAUCAGUUGGUGGACACAGUGCUGAUGAACGUGAAGCACUAGCUCAUGAACUCUUUGAAGAUGAUGAAAUUGAGCAACCAUCGAGAGCGAUAUCUACCACACCAGUGGAGCCAACUAAUGAUCAGUAUGCAGUUCUUGAUGACUCAGAAUCUGAUGUUGAAGAUGAUUUUAUUGUGGAUGAUGAUAACCAACCUGUCCAUGAAAGGUCUCGUAAGAAAGGAGGAAGCCGUACUCAAAAUAGGGCAUUGCAAGAAGCACAAGAUAUAUUUGGUUUGGAUUUUGAUUUUGGCGAUUUUGAGAAAUUUGGUCAAGAAGAAUAUUCAGAUGAGGAUCGUGAUGAGUACGAAGAGGAAUAUAGUGAUGAGGAGGGACAACAGGGGAGACGAGGGAAGAAAAAAAGACAAAAGAAAACAAUCUUUGAUGUAUAUGAACCAAGUGAACUUAAAAAGAUUCAUCUCACUGAUCGAGACAAUGAAAUACGUAUUAACGACAUUCCAGAACGUCAUCAGUUACGUGAAGUACCAAUGAAAACAGCAGAAGAUAAAGAACUGACCGAUGAAGCAGAGUGGAUAUACCGUCAUGCAUUUAUGACAAUGCCAAUCACAAAUCAAGAAAUCCAAGAAGGAGAGAAAUUUAUCCAGACAACACUAACUAAGCCUCCAUCGGCCAUUCCUAAAAUACGCGAAGCUCUUAAUCUCAUGAGAAAUAAGUACUUUGAGGUCCCAUUUAUUGCUGCUUAUCGUAAAGAAUAUGUUGAACCAGAACUGAAUAUUGAAGAUUUAUGGCGUAUUUGGUUAUUUGAUGAAAAGUGGUGUCAAUUGAGUUCCAGAAAAAAUAAUUUGAAGCGACUGUUCGAGCAAAUGCAAACAUAUCAAUACAAUAAAUUACGUGAAAAUCCUGAUAAACCAUUGGAUGAAGAUGAGAGGAUUCUGGAACAAGAUGAUGUUGAAAGACUUGACGCCGUUCAAACAAUGGAGGAAUUACGAGAUAUAUACUCACAUUUCGUCUUACACUAUGGUCAUGAGAUUCCAGCCAUGAGAUUAUCAAGAAAAAAGAAAUCAGUGAAUGACGCCGAUGAAACUGUCGAAGAAGUGGAAAUGAAUGAUAGAUUGAAAAUCCCCAAACGACGUGAUUUCUACACGAUCUGUCGGGAGGCUGGUCUUGGUUUGUUCGCCAAGAAGUUUGGUUUGUCACCCGAGCAGUUUGGUGAAAAUCUUCGGGAUAAUUAUCAACGUUAUGAGACCGAGCAAUAUCCUAUGGAGCCCAGGGAGGCUGCUGAAGAACAUCUCUCCAAUAUGUUCUUGACGACCGAUGCCGUACUUGAAGGGACACGUCACAUGGUUGCCAUGCAAAUUGCACGUGAUCCUCUUGUCAGACAAUGCGUUCGACAAGUCUUCUACGAGCGUGCUAAAAUCAACAUUUCGCCCACAAAGAGAGGGAAAAAGGAGAUUGACCGUGAUCAUGAAUGUUAUUCAUUCAAAUACAUCAAAAAUAAACCUGUUUCUGAUUUACGAGGAGAUAUUUUUCUUCAAAUGCACAAGGCAAAGGAGGAAGGCCUUAUUCAACUUGAUAUUGGCAUUGAUUUAGAUCGUGGAUUCCAUUCUUAUUACGAUGAAGCAAAGCAACUCUAUUAUCGUGAUGAGUUCAGUAACUUGGUGCAGAUGUGGAACGCACAGCGAACCCAAGCUCUUUAUCGGACAUUUUAUCAAGUACUUUAUCCCUUGUUCACCAAGGAACUCGAAGAGAAAUUAUUACAAGAGGCCAAAGAUUUUGUCGUCAAGUGCGCAUGUCGUCGUCUCCGUUCCCUUGUUGAAGUUGCGCCUUAUCAAGCAGAACAACAUAGUGAUGAAGAGUAUGAUAUGUUUACUGGUCCUCGUGGCCUUCGUGUUCUCUCCGUAGCAGUACCUUCUGAUCCUCACCAACCCAUCUUCUUUGUCAUGUUAAAUGGUGGCGGUCAAGUUGGAGAUUUUUUGAAGUUGAGCUUCAUAAUGAAGAAGAGAAAUUCGAAUAGAAGUAAAGAAAAAGAAAAAAAGGAAGAAGAUCUUGAGUCAUUGAAGCAGUUUGUUUUAAAGAAACGACCCCACGUGAUUGUUAUAGCUACCGGAAGUCGAGAUUCAUUGACUGUUUAUGAAGACGUGAAGAUAUCAAUCAGGGAACUGGAACAGGAGAAUCAAAUAUCUCCAAUUAAUGUUGAAUUAAUUGAUCAUGAAGUCGCCGAAAUUUUUGAGAAAUCCUCAAGAGCCGAGACGGAAUUCCGUGAAUAUCCGAUGAUAUUACGACGUGCUAUUUCCGUUGGUCGACGUAUUCAGGACCCACUUGCUGAAUUUGCUGGACUUUGUGUAGACGAAGACGAAUUAUUAUGUCUGAGACUUCAUCCGAAACAGAAUUUGAUUUCUAAAGAAGUACUUCUGAAACACUUGCGAAUUGUGUUUGUCACUGUUGUCAAUGAAGUCGGAGUGGAUCCAAAUCGGAUUUUGGAUUUCCCUCACACUUCUGGUCUGAUACAGUUUAUCUGUGGAUUGGGACCAAGAAAAAGCUUAGCUUUAAUCAAGAGCCUUCGUAAGGAAGGAACCAAACUCGAAAAUCGUUCUCAACUUGUGACUGUGUGUGGCAUGGGACCUAAUGGAUUUCUCAAUACGGCUGGAUUUGUAAAGAUUGAUACGUCUGCGCUAAAUGACAAUACGGUCAAUUACAUUGAAGUUUUGGAUGGCUCAAGGAUUCAUCCUGAAACUUAUGAAUGGGCGAGGAAAAUGGCGGUCGAUGCUCUCGAAUAUGACGAGACAUCAGAAGAGUCAAAUCCUUCUGCCGCUUUAGAAGAAAUCUUGGAAAGUCCUGAAAGGCUGAGAGAUCUAGAUCUAGACGCCUUUGCCGAGGAGCUGGAACGUCAGGGGUUUGGGAACAAGCGUAUCACUCUUUAUGACAUCCGAGAUGAAUUGUUUGGACGUUACAAAGACCGCAGACCACCUUAUAGGGAAAUGUCCGUUGAUGAUCGUUUCCGAUUGCUAACCGGGGAAACACGAGAAACGUUGUUCUAUGGGAAACUGAUUACGUGCGUUGUAUCUGGGUUUGCAUAUCGGAAACCCAACCGAGAGAGACUGGAGAACGUUGAUCCAAAAAAGGAUGAAGAGACUGGACUCUGGCAAUGUCCAUUUUGUGGUAACAAUACGUUUGCAGACCUUGGUGAGGUAUGGACACAUUUUGAUAACGGUAGUUGCCCAGGACAGAUUGUCGGUGUUCGAACGAGACUUGAAAAUGGAAUAAACGGUUUUGUUCCGACUAAAUUGAUUAGUGAUAAGCACAUAAAGUCACCACAAGAGAGAGUAAAGGUUGGUUCAAUGAUUCACUGUCGUGUUACCAAAAUUAAUGCCGAAAGAUUCCAAGUUGAUCUCACAUGUAGAACUUCUGAUUUGGAGGACCGAGAAGGGAAGUACAGUCGUCUCAAAGACACGUACUUUGACCAAGCCAGUGAGGACAAGGACAAGAAAGCUGUCAAAGAUGCAGAAAAGAAAGCAAACAGACCUAGUUACAUAAAAAGAGUGAUUGUUCAUCCUGCGUUUCAAAAUAUCGCUUUCAAAGACGCAGAAAAGAAACUGGCAACAAGUGAGCAAGGAGAGUGUAUCGUCAGACCCAGUAGUAAGGGAUCUGAUCAUCUGACCGUCACGUGGAAGGUAGACGAAGGAAUCUAUCAGCAUAUCGACAUUAAAGAACAAGGAAAGGAAAAUGCUUUCAGUUUAGGCAAAUCUCUAUGGAUCGAAAAUGAGGAGUUUGAAGACUUGGACGAGAUAAUUGCUCGACACAUUCAGCCAAUGGCAUCCUUUGCACGUGACAUACUUUCCCAUAAAUACUACAAGGACACUGAAGGAGGAAGUAUCAACACGAUGCAGGAGGUUCUGAAAGCAGAGAAAACAAAAAAUCCGAAACGCAUUCCAUAUUUUCUCUCUGCGUCAAAGGAAUUUCCAGGAAAGUUUCUUCUCGGCUAUAUGCCUCGAAACAAACCUCGUACAGAGUAUGUCUCUGUGACUCCUGACGGUUACAGAUAUCGCGGUAGAGUACAUGCUAGUCUUAAUGCUCUUUUCAAAUGGUUCAAAGAACAUUUCAGGGAUCCAGUACCUGGACAACCGUCAAGGCAACGAGCUUCAAAUAACAUGGAUACCGGAACACCUUUCACUCCCGGGGAAUAUACCCCCGUACGUGAUGCAACACCCCGAGGAACGACACCGAGGAGUACCCCGCAGAUUGACCCGUCAAAACUUUUGCCUCAACUUCGUCAAGCCUUCCCAGGUGGUAUGCUAAAAAAUCCUCAUAUGUACAACAAUCUUACGGCAGCUGUAACCAACCAGAGUCCUCAAACAUCUCGAGGACAGUAUCCUCAGUUUGGCUACACACAGCAGUUUCCUCAACAAUAUCAACAACCGCAGUAUUCUAGGUAGUAUUUAGAGACUUGUACCUCGUUAACGGUUUGUGAGUUACGAAUCUAGCUCAGUUCAAACGUUGCUUUUUUGUGGAAAAGAAGAGUGACAUACUGUAGUUAUUUGUGCGCUGGUUAUUUUCUGAUGUAUGUAUUGUAUAGCGUGAUAUGAUAUGAAAUGAAUCAUUUAAAGUAUUACACUUUAAAAUUUAUCAUAUGAAGUAAACUUUAGACAUUAAUAAGAAUUGUCGUGAAAAAUUGAAAAGAUGAAAAAGACAGAAGACGACAUGGUAUGCGCCACCCGUGCUGUGGUGUUUUUCGUUGUUGUGUGGUAGAUUUUUAUGAAAUAUAAAAUAUUUAAGAAAUUAAAA